UAGUUAAAUUCGUGUGAUGUCGUAAAGUGUAUCUGUGUUGUUUGGCUAUUAUCAGUAACUGAAUAUUCAAUUCUAAUUUGUUUUCUCGACGUUUUGCUUAUUGGCGACUCUAAACUCUUAUAUUUCCAUUUCGAAUUCGACCUUCAGUUGAAUAGAGUACAGUAUCACCACAUAAACGUUACCACUGCCAAGGGAUUUUCCGAAAUUUAAGUCUUAGUUAUUGCUUAAUACAGUUUUAAUAUUUGCAUUUUAAUUAGGAUAUGCCAAGUAGGUAAAGUGCUGCAAAACCAUGACAACCGAGUAUGAAGAACUGGCAGAUUCCCUGAAAAAGUAUGAAGAACAGUUGGCACAAAUACAACUUGCAGUGGCAACUACUGGGCCAUUAUCAGAUCAAGACAGUUUGCUCAUACUACAAGAACAGAUGACUCAUCUUAUCGCAUUGACUAAAGAAAACAUGAUUCAACUCAGAAAUAAAAGUAGUGAUACAGUUCAAAAUUUGUCAAAUGAUAACAGUGAAAAUGAGGAUUGGAACAGUUCCAGUCAGAACUCGUCUGAAACAACAUUUAAUGAAAUUAAGUUUCCAACACCAGAAAAUCUGAGCAGGAGACUACGAUCUUUUCCGUCAGAGCACUUAAAACCAGCAGAGGAAGAUUUCCGGUCUCUUGAGGGCCUGAAAUGUCAGGCACCAUAUAAUCAUGCAUGGGGCAGCUGUAGUUACCAUAAUGCGAUUAUAUCUGGAGUUGAAAGUAUGGAGGACACUAAUUCAAUAGAUGCAAUUCAGGUCCGUGUGUUUUUUACAAAUCCAGUUUCCAAAGAGAUGGCACCUUGUGAGCAGUACUUUGCAGGCACCUGCAGAUUUAAUGAUGAUUGCCGGUAUUCUCACGGCCACUUGGUAUCACUAUCAGAUUUGAAAGAAUACAGUGAACCUGACUUUUCUGCUGUCCAACCUGGAGUCAAGGCUUUAGUAAAAAGUGACAACAGUCUAUGGGCCCAUGCUACAGUAAUAGCACUCAACAUUGAUGGAAGAUGUGAUGUUAAGUUUGAAACUAAUGGAAUUGAAACAACUGUUGAUUUGCAACAUAUACUUCCAUUAGUGGAGCCUGAGGAAAGACUGACAGCAACAGAUAGCAGUGAUACAGACAUGCCAGAGCCUUUGUGGGAUACAAAUAUGGUUGAAAGAGCCCUAAGUAAUCCUUCAGCAUCUGUUCUUGGAGAGUGGGAGAAACACACAAAGGGUAUUGGCUCCCGCCUUAUGGCACAAAUGGGAUAUGUGACUGGUUCAGGUUUAGGAAAAUUUGGAGAAGGAAGAAUUGAACCAGUGGAAGCAGUUAUUUUACCACCAGGAAAGUCAUUAGAUCAUUGCAUGAAUCUAAGAGAGAAAGCUGGUGACAAUGGAAAUAUAUUCAGUAUGGAGAGGCGACUUAAAAAAAUUAGAAAAAGACAAGAAAAACAGAGGAUAAAACAGUAUGAAGAAGAUAAAGGAAAAAUAGAUUUAUUUUCAUUUUUGAAUACCCAUUUAUCAGGGAAUACUGCAAAGUCUAAACCAGGAGUAUCAACUGUUAAAACUGCAGCUGUUCCUGGAACGUCAAGCCUUAAAACACAGUCUGCUCGUGGUCUAAAUGUUGCAAGUCUACAAAUUGGAGAAGGAAUUCGCCGAGCUGAAAGAGAUCUUGCUCACCUUAAUGAGUCUCUUUCACGUCACAGUAAAGGAUCUGUGACAUACAAAACACUGCUUGCGAAACAGGAAGAAAAGAAGAAGGAACUAAUGAUGCUAAAAACAUCAGAAUCUGCUGUUAAUAAUGAGCGAAGUCAGAGAAAUGAUUACAAAAAAAUGACAACAUUCUGAUCUUCAAAAAGAACAAAGAUUAGAUAGCACAGCUGAAUUGUUGGUGUUUAGAAUUGUGGGUUGCAUUGGGCUCUCAACCCAGAUGUGAGUUAAAUCACUAGUUUCCACAGGUAUAUGUCAGCACACACUCCGCUGCAAAGUAAAAGUUUUAUUGUGAAAUAAAACUCUUUCUUGUUAAAGCAUCUCAAGUAUUGGAGAAAUGUGAAAAGAGAAGAGGUAAAGUAAAAGAUUAGCUUUCUAAAGCAUAAAAGAUAUUGUUGUAAACAGGAGGAUAGAAAGGGAAGCUGUGAUCUUUAUGACUCGACAAAGCCAAAUGUUGUCCUGGCUGUUGAAGGAACUGGUUGUGGACAUGUAACACUGCCAGCGGGUGCCCAUUUGUUGUCUUUUAGCUAUGUGGUAGUCAUUUCAGAGAUCAUUAAUUAAGUAAUGUGUCAAAGUGUUCCACUUGCUUUAACCCCAAUGUCUUCCUCAGACAUAGACUUAAUGGUGCUACACUCAAGCUGGGACCACAGUUUGCCUUGUUGGGUAAUAAAAAAUAUGUUUUUGUGUAUAGAUUCAAGACAGUUGUAAGAAAAUGAUAUGUUCUUUUAGUGCAUCCAAUAAAAUUAUAAGAAUAAUA
This is a messenger RNA of Schistocerca nitens (vagrant locust), 2465 nucleotides long. Its product is annotated as zinc finger CCCH-type with G patch domain-containing protein. Gene Ontology annotation, cellular component: nucleus. The coding region runs from base 290 to 1846 and encodes 518 amino acids. The transcript has 11 exons. Gene Ontology annotation, biological process: regulation of transcription by RNA polymerase II; negative regulation of DNA-templated transcription. NCBI's taxonomy places the organism in Eukaryota, Metazoa, Arthropoda, Insecta, Orthoptera, Acrididae. The record is from RefSeq and is a predicted model, not a curated record. Gene Ontology annotation, molecular function: RNA polymerase II cis-regulatory region sequence-specific DNA binding; DNA-binding transcription factor activity, RNA polymerase II-specific; metal ion binding.